Molecule: messenger RNA, 2194 nt
Organism: Cryptococcus amylolentus CBS 6039
Lineage: Eukaryota; Fungi; Basidiomycota; Tremellomycetes; Tremellales; Cryptococcaceae
Exons: 8
Coding region: 344-2050 (568 amino acids)
Biological process (GO): transmembrane transport
Cellular component (GO): membrane
Molecular function (GO): transmembrane transporter activity
Source: RefSeq, a predicted model, not a curated record
UUUUGAACGGGAGGCGCUGUGGAAUGGCCCGCAAGAUCAUUGACCCAGCCGUCCCCGAUCGUACUCGGGGUGAAGUCAUGCCUGGAGGCGUACGCCACUGGGGCCACGGGAGAGGGAUGAUGAUUGUCCUCCUAGUAAUCUCUGCCAAGCGCAGCACUUUUUGUCAACAAACAAUUCGCCGAUGCUCCACGGCCCGCCUCUGACCAUGUCAUUUGAACGGCCCGGGACAGAUCUCUCCCUCUGACCCGAAAGCAUCGGCCUCCAAAUUGUCUUAUAUCAACCCUUGUCUUUCCAUCUCUUUUCUUCUUCACCUCAACCACUCAUCCCAAUCCCCACUAGCGCCAUGUCGACACCAGAAAAGAACCAAGGCGUCUUUUCUCUCGAGGAUGAGAAGCUUGCUACCGAGCACAUCGAAGUCGCCCCCAGCGCCACCAACUAUGACGGUGCCGAAAAGGGCCUGCCUGCCAAAAAGAAGAGGACGGCCAACAACCAGAUCGACGAUGCUGCCCGACUGCUAGAAGAAGCAGGUGGUCAUGUCGACUAUACUACUGAGGACAACAAGCGCGUCUUGCGCAAGAUUGAUCUUUUUGUCUGCUUGCCCAUGUGUCUAGUCUACUUCAUCCAGCAGCUGGACAAGUCUUCGGUAUCCUACGCGGCUGUCUUUGACCUGAAGACGGAAGCCAAUCUCCACGGCGCAGAGUAUAGUUGGCUUUCCUCUGUUGUGUACUGCGCGCAACUUGUCUGCCAACCAUUAUCCUCCUACGCGCUCAUCGUCUUGCCUGUCAAGUACUGGGUUGUCUUCAACAUGACUGCUUGGAGUAUCGUCACCAUGUGCACCGGCGCUGCCAAAAACUUUACCGGCCUCCUCCUCGCCCGAAUGUUCUUGGGCGUAUUCGAAGCCACCAUCAUGCCCUCCUUCAUCCUCAUCACCCAGAUGUGGUGGAUCCGUCGCGAGCAAUCCUACCGCACCGUCGCCUACCAAGUCGCCAACUCUUUCGCCGCCAUCCUCGGUCCCCUCCUGGCGUACGCUAUCGGUAAAGCCGUCGAAGGCUCAACCACCGUCAAGCCUUACCAAGGCAUCUUCCUCUUCAUGGGCGGUAUUUCGCUCGCUUUGGUGCCGUUCGUAUGGUUCAUGAUGCCCAACUCGCCCACUACUGCCAAGUUCUUGCGUGGCGGUAAUGACAGACUCAUCGCCAUCGAUCGGCUCAAGGACAACAACACUGGUACCAAAGCAUCCAAGUUCAAGUGGGACCAGUUCUGGGAGACGUACAAGGAUCCCAAAACUUAUAUGUGGGCUGCUAUGUGGUUGCUGUGUGCCAUUCCUAGUGGUGGUAUCGGUGCUUUCGGAGGUCUCAUUACCAAGGGCUUCGGCUUUGACACAUUCACCACUAUCCUGCUUCAAAUGCCUCCCGGCGGUAUCGGCAUCUGCACCAUCCUCGCCGGUAUCUACAUCACCAACAAGAUCAAGAUGCGAUGGCCUGUCAUCGCUGCCAUCUGCAUCUUUCCCAUCGCCGGUGCUUGCGCCCUAACCCAAGUGCCAAACAGCAAGACUGGGGCUUUGAUGGCUAGUUACUAUGUCGCUUAUCUUUUCUCGGCUAUUCAACCGUUGUUGGUCAGCUGGUGCAAUCUGAAUUGUGCGGGUACGACCAAACGAGUAUUGACAACCGCCACCAUGUUCGGUGCCCUCACUGUCGGCAACAUCGUCGGACCCCAAGUCUAUCUCGACCGCGAAAGUCCCAAGUACCACACCGGUCUCUACGUCGACAUCGCCUGCUGGUGCCUCCUCCUCCUACUCGUCAUCGCCAUGGGCUUCUAUCUCAAAGUCCUGAACCGCCGACAAGAAGCCCGCCGCGUCGCGUUGGGCAUGCCGGCCAACUUGAAGGAUGUGUCGAUUAUGGACACUGAGGAGGCGGACAGGUAUAGGGCAGAGUUGAACGAGAUGAUGAGGUCGAGAGGCCAGGGGACGGGCACAGGGAAGGGGGAGCUGAAUGAGGGUGCUUUCGAUGACAUGACAGACUUUGAGAACCCGAGUUUCAUGUAUGUCCUCUGAGUAUGCGGAAUGUGUUCUUUUUUCAGGGAUUGUGGGUGUAUCUGGAAUAUCAAUCUAUCAUGGGCUGGGAAUCAUCUUGUAGGAAAUGUAGUCUCUGUAUGUAGGGUCUAUGUACGGCUUAUAUACAAUGCAACUCAUGUUAAC